AUGAUGUUCGGUGUGUGUGUGUGUGUCAGUACGGACGAGGCGGCCACAGAGAACAUCCUGAAGGCGGAGUUGUGUGUGGCGUCUCUGUGUGGCCGUCUGGGUUUGGUGACGCCGCGGGACGCUUUCAUCACUGCGAUCUGUAAAGCCUCUCUCCCUCCUCACUACGCUCUCACCAUCCUGAGCAGCAACACCACCAACCUCGCCAAUAAAGUGUACUCCAUCCAGGGUCAGAGUGUGCAGAUGGUCAGUCCGUCGAGUGAGUCGCACCAGCAGGUUGUAGCGGUCGGUCAGCCGCUCACCGCUCAGCCGCAGGGCACCGUUGUGCUCACAGCGAAGAACAUCCAGUGCAUGCGGACGCUGCUGAAUCUGGCGCACUGUCACGGUGUUUAUCUGGGAACCUCAUGGCAGCUGGUUUUAGCAACACUACAGCAUCUGGUGUGGAUUCUGGGCCUGAAACCGGCCGUUGGAGGAGUCCUGAAACCCGGUCGGGCCGUGGAGGGUCCCAGCACGGUUUUGACCACGGCGGUGAUGACCGAUCUACCCGUCAUAUCAAACAUCCUUUCCAGACUCUUUGAAAGCUCACAAUACCUGGACGACGUCUCUCUGCAUCACCUGAUAAACGCCCUGUGCUCUUUAUCCAUGGAGGCCAUGGAAAUGGCUUACGGAAACAACAAGGAGCCGUCUCUGUUUGCGGUGGCCAAACUGUUAGAGACCGGACUGGUGAACAUGGACCGGAUCGAGAUUCUCUGGAGGCCUCUGACGGCUCAUCUACUGGAGGUGUGUCAGCAUCCUAACACUCGUAUGAGGGAAUGGGGUGCAGAGGCCAUUACCUCGCUGAUCAAAGCUGGACUGUCCUACAAACAUGAGCCACCGCUGUCCCAAAACCAGCGUUUGCAGCUGCUGCUCCUGAACCCGUUGAAGGAGCUCUCCAACGUCCUUCACGCCGAUAUCCGACAGAAGCAGCUGGAGUGUGUCCUGCAGAUCCUACAGAACCAGGGAGACAGUCUCGGACCGGGAUGGCCUCUGGUACUGGGGGUCAUCGGAGCGAUCCGAAACGACCAGGGUGAAUCCCUCAUACGAACAGCGUUCCAGUGCCUGCAGUUGGUGGUGACCGACUUCCUACCCACAAUGCCUUGCAUGUGCCUCCAAAUUGUGGUGGAUGUAGCCGGCAGCUUUGGGCUCCAGAACCAGGAGCUGAACAUCAGCCUGACGUCUAUCGGCCUUCUGUGGAAUAUCUCAGAUUACUUCUUCCAGAGGGGAGAAGCCAUUACAGAGGAGCUGGAAAAGGAGGAAGCGGUUCUCCUGAAACAGGCCCAAGAUAAAGGAGAACCUCUGAACCGACCCUUCCACCCGGCACCGCCCUUCGACUGCCUGUGGUUGUGCCUGUAUGCCAAACUGGGCGAGUUGUGCGUAGACCCACGCCCGGCUGUGAGGAAAAGCGCAGGGCAAACCAUGUUCUCCACCAUUGCUGCUCACGGGACGCUGCUGCAACCACCGACCUGGAACAUUGUGGUUUGGAAGGUUCUCUUUCAUCUGCUGAACUGUGUAAGGAAGUCCUCCACCACGGCCGACAAAGAGAAGAUCGAAUCUGGAGGUGGAAAUAUCCUCAUCCACCACUCGCGCGACACGGCAGAGAAGCAGUGGGCGGAAACGUGGGUUCUGACGCUCGCGGGCGUAGCUCGGAUCUUCAACACCAGGAGAUAUCUGCUCCAGCAGCUGGGUGACUUUUUCAAAGCUUGGGAAGUUCUUCUGGACCACAUCCAGUCCGCUGCCCUCAGCAAGAACAAUGAAGUUUCCCUCGCCGCCCUCAAGAGCUUCCAGGAGAUCCUCCAGCUCGUCACGCCCAUUAAAGACACGGAUAAACCCGAUGCUCUCGCAGCUAUGGACGUUCCUUCUGUCCUUAUGGAGUCUCUCCAAGGUUCUGGUCCAGGAAGACCCCUAAUCCGAUCCGAUUCGCUUGCAGAACGACUAGCCCAGCGCUACGGCGUCCAACCUUCGCUUCCGCCACCUGGAGAAGAGAUCGACGACUCGGCUCUGUGGUGGUCGGCGUGGAACACUUGGUACCGGGUGGGAACCGAGUGCACGCGACCCCCUAGUGGUGGACCAGAUAAACUAGUGUUCGUACCCAGCCAGCCUUUCCUGACGGCGCUAAUACAGAUUUUCCCAGCAUUGUACCAGCACAUCGCAGGAGGGUUCAGCAUGGAGGAUCUCAAGAAGCUGGGGGUGAUCCUGUAUGGAGCCGUGUCGGUCCCCAUAAGUUCAGACUCUUCGCCGUUCAUCUUGCCCUCCUACACCGAGGCUGUGCUCACAAGCCUUCAAGAAGCAGUCCUGACCGCCCUCGAUGUCCUGCAGAAGGCAAUUUGUGUGGGUUCGGAGAAUCUCCAGGUGAUGUAUCCGGCCAUCUUUGAGCAGCUCCUGUUGUUCGUAGAGUUCUCCUGUAAACCUCCUCAGUACGGAAAGAUGGAGACCAAACACGUGGCCAAUGCCAAAUACAACCAGAUCCAACUGUUUGCACCGGCGGAGUGGGUGGCCUUAAACUACGUGCCGUUUGCAGAGCGAUCUCUGGAGGUGCUGGUCGAUCUGUAUCAUAAAACGGCCUGUCACAAAGCCGUUAUCACUGAGAAAGUCCUGCAAAACAUCAUUAAGACUGUGAGGAUUCCUCUGGGACUGAAGUACGCCUGUCCCGCGGAGAGCACCUGGAAACUGGCCGUCUCUUCUCUGCUCAAAGUGCUUUCCAUUGGACUCCCUGUUGCCCGGCAACAAGCAUCCUCAGGCAAAUUCGACACGAUGUGGCCGGAGCUGGCGAACGCAUUUGAGGACUUCCUGUUUACCAAAAGCACACCUCCAGAUAAUCUCUCCAUACAGGAGUUCCAGAGGAACGAAGCUGUAGAUGUGGAGGUGGUGCAGUUGAUCAGCACAGAGAUUUUACCGUUUGCCAAUUUCAUACCCAAAGAGUUCGUAGGUCGCAUCAUGAGCAUGCUUAACAGAGGGUCGAUUCACUCCCAGUCUUCAUCGUUCACAGAGGCUGAAAUGGACAUCCGUAUGCGAGAGGAGUUCUCUAAAGUGUGUUUCGAGACGCUCCUGCAGUUCUCCUUCAGUAAUAAGGUGUCGACGCCGCAGGAGGGCUACAUCUCCCGUAUGGCUCUGUCAGUGCUUCUGCAACGGGCGCAAGACGUGCUCCGACGCUUCGUGGAGGACGAGAGGCUCAGUGGACGCUGCCCGCUGCCCAGGCAACAAGUGACUGAGAUCAUCUUUGUGUUAAAAGCCAUCAGCACACUCAUGGAUUCCUUGAAAAAGACUCAACCAGAAAACGUGGAUGGGAACGUGUGGGCUCAGGUGAUUGCGCUGUACCCGACGCUGGUGGAGUGCAUCACGUGCUCGUCUCCUGAAGUGAGCUCCGCCCUCAGAGACGCCCUCGGGCCCUUCAAAGACUUCAUGCAGCCGCCCGUCUCCAAAGUGCAGAACGGCGAAUCGUGACUGAACGUUUUUAUUCCACCGCAAACAUGAAUGUGACUGUUUCAUACACCACGCGCGAGGACUCCAUCGUCAUGGCAACUGUUGAUUGACAGCUCCAAAUCCCAUCAUUCUAAGCUUCUUCUAAUACGAGCUGACGGUAGACUCUGAUUGGCCGACUUUAACGAUGUAUUAACUGCUACGGAAAAUUUGCAGUGUUUGUUGUUUUUAUGGGUUUUCUGGUCCCCCCCCCACCCCUCCUUAAUGUACAGUGUUUGGUGAUAGUGUUAAAGAUGUAAUUAAGAAUAACGUAUUUGGAUUAAAAAAAUCAAAUCCAAAAAAAAAAAAUUUAAAAAGAGAGAGCGGAAACAUCGUAAUAAAUACAUGAAGGAUGGUCUUUUUUUUGUGUGACAUUUUCUCAACAGCAAUGAAUUUUAUGCAAGAUGUUACUGUAACAUUCCAUGUCAUCUUUAGCCGCAUUGAGAAGGGUUGAACCCGGUGUGUGUACAAUAAUAAAUGGUACAGUUCUAUGAACAUCAAA
Molecule: messenger RNA, 3994 nt
Organism: Rhinichthys klamathensis goyatoka
Lineage: Eukaryota; Metazoa; Chordata; Actinopteri; Cypriniformes; Leuciscidae
Gene: mon2
Product: MON2 homolog, regulator of endosome-to-Golgi trafficking
Exons: 22
Coding region: 1-3477 (1158 amino acids)
Source: RefSeq, a predicted model, not a curated record